GACUGACUGAGCGUGUUUGUGAGUGUUGUCUGAAUGCGAGCCGAUCCGCGGCUAGAACAGCAAAAUUAACGGGAACAGUUUUUCAUGUUAACAACAGCAAUAUGUGCCUUACGACCGCACCUGAUUUGAGCUACUCUAAAAACUAAGAUAUAAGGUGAGCUAGUCCUACCCCUCCCAGCCACGCCCGGCAUCUUCUCCCCGUGUCUCUCUUCGUCCGCCUCAUCCAUCUCUUCCCCCGGCAUUCUCCGCCAUGGCACUCCUCUCCACCACUCUCUCUGCCUCUGUCCCCUUCCUCCUCUUCCUCCUCCUCCCCCUUCCUUCGCCCUGCGCCCUGGAGUCUCUACGAGGAGGAGGAGGAGAGGAAGAGAACCGCUCCAUCUCCACCAUGUCCUAUCCCUCCAUGUCUCCGGAGUUCUGGAGCAACAGCAGCACGGGGCUGGGCAGCAGUUCAAAGUGCUCGCAGCCGGUGGUGUGCAGGCCGGGCACCCUGCUGCCCGUGUGGAAGCCCCUGAGCCCCGGGCUGGGCGACCAGGUAGCCAGGGCCGUGGUCUACUUCACCUGUCUCAUGUACAUGUUCCUGGGAGUGUCCAUCAUCGCAGACCGCUUCAUGGCCUCUAUCGAGGUCAUAACCUCACAGGAGAAGGAAGUGACCAUCACCAUGCCAGGUGGAGAGACGUCUGUUGCCACUGUACGUAUCUGGAACGAGACGGUGUCCAACCUGACUCUGAUGGCUCUAGGCUCCUCCGCCCCAGAGAUCCUGCUGUCGGUCAUAGAGGUGUGUGGGCACGGGUUUGAGGCGGGUGAGCUGGGCCCUGGCACCAUUGUGGGCAGCGCCGCCUUCAACAUGUUUGUGAUCAUCGCCAUCUGUGUGUGGGUCAUCCCUGAAGGAGAGACCAGGAAGAUCAAACACCUGCGUGUGUUCUUCAUCACAGCCUUCUGGAGUAUCUUCGCCUAUAUCUGGCUCUUCCUCAUCCUCUCUGUCAUCUCACCCGGAGUAGUGGAGGUGUGGGAGGCCCUGGUCACCCUGCUCUACUUCCCAGUGUGUGUGAUCCUGGCCUGGAUCGCCGACCGACGCCUUCUUUUCUACAAGUACAUGGCCAAGCGUUACCGCGCUGACAAGCACGGCAUCGUCGUGGAGACGGAGGGGGACACAACUCCGAAAGGCUUCGAGAUGAUUAUGGACGGAAAGUUCCCACCAAGGGGAGGGGCGGUGGGAAUGAUGCCCAGUGAGAACUGCCAGGAUGGGGCCAACAAUGCGGCGGGCACCGUGGCCUACCUGCCCCACUCCAACAGCACCAUGGUGACCGUAGAGAAUACCAAGGAGCUGGACGAGAGCCGCAAGGAGGUGAUCCGCAUCCUGAAGCAGCUGAAGCAGAAGUUUCCGGACAAGGAGCUGGAUCAGCUGGUAGAUCUAGCCAACUACUACGCCCUCCUCCAUCAACAGAAGAGCCGCGCCUUCUACCGCAUCCAGGCUACGCGCAUGAUGACCGGCGCCGGCAACGUGCUCAAGAGGCACGCCGCCGACCACUCUCGCCGCGCCGCCGCCGUGGACGAGGAAGUGGUCUGCGAGGACGAUGACCUGGCUGAGUGCAGCCGCCUGGCGUUCGAGAGCACCCACAGCCAGUGUAUGGAGAACUGCGGCGUACUGAGGUUGGCUGUGGUGUGUCAAGGGGGCCUGGGGGAGAGUACCUUCUACGUGGACUACCGGACCGAGGACGGCUCGGCCAACGCCGGGUCUGACUACGAGUACAGCGAGGGAACGCUGGUGUUCAAACCCGGAGAUACCCGCAAGGAGAUCAAGGUCGGCAUCAUCGAUGAUGACAUCUUCGAGGAGGACGAGCACUUUUUCGUGCGGCUGCUCAACUUGCGCAUCGGUGACGCCGAGGGGAUGUUCGAGAGUGAUGAGCCAGGUGCGAGACCCAAGGGUCGCCUGGUGGAGCCACUGGUCGCCACGGUGACCAUCCUGGACGACGACCAUGCUGGAUUCUUCACAUUCCGUAAUCGGCUGGUGCGCGUCAGCGAGAGUGUUGGCACCAUGGAGAUCUCAGUGGUGCGGAACUCGGGCGCCCGCGGCACGGUGAUCCUGCCCUAUCACACGGAGGAGGGCACGGCGAAGGGGGGCGGCGUGGACUACGAGGACACCCAGGGAGAGCUGGAGUUCUCCAACGACCAGACAACUCAGACCCUGCAGGUGAGGAUCAUUGACGAUGAGGAGUAUGAGAAAAAGGAGAACUUCUUCAUCGUACUAGAGGAACCACGCUGGCUGAAGAGGGGAAUCUCAGCCCUUCUGCUCAACCAAGAGGAUCCUGAUGGCCAGAUGAGUGCAGAGGAGGAGGAGGCGAGGCGCAUUGCAGAGAUGGGAAAGCCCAUCUUGGGGGAGCACAGCCGGCUGGAGGUGGUCAUUGAGGAGUCUUAUGAGUUCAAGAGCACCGUUGACAAGCUCAUUAAGAAGACCAACUUGGCCCUUGUGAUUGGCACUCACUCCUGGAGGGAGCAGUUCGUGGAAGCUGUGACUGUCAGCGCAGGGGAUGGUGAUGACGAUGACGAGGAGGGGCGUGAAGAGCGUCUGCCAUCCUGCUACGACUACGUCAUGCACUUUCUGACGGUGUUCUGGAAGGUUCUGUUCGCCUUCGUUCCGCCCACCGAGUACUGGAAUGGCUGGGCCUGCUUCUUCGUGUCCAUCUCGGUCAUCGGUAUCUUGACUGCCAUCAUCGGGGACCUGGCCUCCCACUUUGGCUGCACUGUGGGCCUCAGGGACACUGUCACUGCUGUGGUGUUUGUGGCUCUUGGCACCUCUAUUCCUGACACGUUUGCCAGCAAGGUGGCGGCCACGCAGGACCAGCACGCUGAUGCGUCGGUGGGCAACGUGACUGGCAGCAAUGCGGUCAACGUGUUCCUGGGCAUCGGGGUGGCGUGGUCAGUGGCGGCCGUCUACUGGAAGGUGCAGGGCAAGGAGUUCCGCGUGGACCCAGGCUCCCUGGCCUUCUCCGUCACCCUCUUCACCAGCUUCGCCUUCAUCUGCAUGGGCGUGCUGCUGUUCCGCCGGCGGCCCUCUAUCGGGGGGGAGCUGGGCGGGCCGCGGACAGCACGCAUCAUCACCAGCCUCCUCUUCCUGGGCCUCUGGUUCCUCUAUGUCCUCUUCUCCAGCCUGGAGGCCUACUGCCACAUAGAGGGCUUUUAGAGGACACAUGAGAGCAGAGACAGGGCUACUAGUCAAAACACUGAUAUUCAUUAUAGUUAUUAUAAUACACACAUCUACAACAGGACAGGGCCCAGGCCAAAGGUUGGGACCUGGUCAUUAUCACUGGAUCGCUAAUACCUAAGGGAUCUGUAAACAUACCCGAUAUACACAUACACACACACUUACAUACAGACACAUACACACACAUACUGAAACAUGAACUGUACAUAUAACUACAUGCAUGCACAAACAAAUGCACACGUGGUCUCUCACCAAGACCAACACACACAUACAGCACUGUAACAAGGGCACCACACAGGUUACGUGUGGCCUGGAUCCUGGAUGACACCCAGUUAACAUCAACCUCCUAUUGCACACUCAAGGGUUAUACACACUCACUGGACAAACGAGGAAGAGAAGGAGAGAAAAGAAAGUAUUGGUCAAGGAAGUGACAAAGGAAGUAAGACUGGAGAGAUUUCAAAGGAAGCAUGUUCAGAAUGUAAACCAGCAUGUCGUAAAAGAGGGAGAGUGAAGGAGAGAAAGAGACAGGUGUGUAGAAACUAAGUGUUGCAGUGGCAUUCUAUUCAUUCCGGCUGACUGCGUAACAUGGUUUUGGGUCCAGACUGCUUUGAUUGAAGCAGGGUAGAGUGCCGUGUGUUUUGCAGGGUGGGCCGUAGCUCCAUCAUCGUUGCAGGGAAGGCGAACCAGACUCGAUCCACUCGACUCAAUCCAUGUCUGUGUGGCCUUAAAGCAGUAUCAAGUAUGACUUGAGUAAAAGUAAAAGUCACCCAGUAAAAUACUACUUGUUCUAAAAGUAUCUGCUUUUAAAUGUACUUAAUGUACAGUGGUGCAAAAUGUACUCAAUUGUCAGACUUGAGUAAAAAUAAAAAGUGAAAGUAAAUGCUAGACAUCAAAUUCCGUAUAUUAAGCAAACCAGACCGCACAAUUUUCUUUUUAUUUAUUUUUAUUUUCGGACAGCCAGGGGCACACUCCAAAACUCCGACUUCGUUUAAAAAACGUAGUAUUUGUGUUUAGUGAGUCCGCCAGAUCAGAGCGAGUAGAGAUGAUAAUGUGUUAUAUUGAUAGGUGCGUGAAUUGGACCAUAUUACUGUCCUGCUUUUGGGUGUCAGGGAAAAUGUAUGGGAGUAAAAAGUAAAAAAAAAAAAUUGGAAUGUUGUGGAGUACAAGUAAAAGUUGUCAAAAAAUAGUCAUGUACAGAUACCCCGAAAACUAGUAGUACUUCAAAGUAUUUUUACAAAGUUACUUUACACCACUGCGUAGUAGUGGAAUGGGUCCAUCUUCAGUCGCUAUGACAGAGCACCAUGAAAAUGGUUGAUUAAUGAGUAGGAUGUUUACAUUUAGCAAUGGGAGAUAAAACAACAACAACAACAAAACUGAAAGCCCCAAGUUGCAGUUACUGUAUGGUUUCCCAUACAGAGGAAGUGGGUAUUACGAAUGACAUUAAAACAAGCUCUCAAUUCUGUGUUGGUGUAAAUACAAUAGGAGUGUAUAUGUAUUUGUUAGAGGGGCUUCUCUACAGAUAUGGUGGGAUGGGGUGGCCAAUAAUAUAUAUAAUGCAUGGGGUUCAGAAACUAGUCACCACUGUCUUACUACACAGGAAAAUGACUUUUGCAGGUAGCUUGUGUAAAUUAUGGCUCCGAGAUGAGGUAUCAUCCUUUCUCAUAACCACAAUCCCCAUCCAUCGAACUUUAACAUAGAGUCGAUCCAGAGGGAUUAAAUAUAAAUGUGCCUCCUCAUCUGUGGACUUCUGAAUGAAGGGAAGACGGAGUUUCUGGAGGCACGACUCUGAAUAACGAAAGUCUCACACCCAGCUCUUGAGGCUCUUACUGUUGUGUCUCACUGGACUUCAGAUCAUAGAUCUGCAUUCCACUCCAGCAGACAGUAGAGUCCUCCAUCACCAUCAUGUUUGAGACGUUGUACAUUUUGAAUGACCUUUCGCAACCACAAUGAGAGUGAAAUGAUGAUUUAGCAAUGCAGGCACGUUGAUGGUGUAAAUAUUAUUUUAUGUUACUGUCCAAGGGUGAGUUACUAUCCACUGAAGCACAGCACAAAGCGACACAAUCUCCUAGAAUGUAGAAUGCUACGACAAGAGUGUAUCGCUCGCUAUCUGACGUAUACUUUUCAAAAACAAUCCUUUACCUGAAUACAGGUAUAAAGUCAAACCUUUACAUCUAUAUACUGUAUCCCUUUGGCUCCACGCUUGCUCAGUGGACAGUAACUAUUCAUCGUUCUUUGGUGGAUGAAAAGGUAAAAGCAGAGAGGGGUGGAGAGGUUGAGGGUAGCAUUUGUUUGGUCCAAAAGUUAUCCUAUGUGAGGACAUUGGCCACCUGUGUAGGACUUCAGGACCACCGAGUUCUGUACCGUGAUGUUUAUAUUGUUGUUCAUUCAAUCGAAAUCUGUCAAUAUUUGUGAAAAAAAACAAAAACACGUUGUUUGUUUGUGAUACUUGUGAUACUAUAGCGGAGCACCUUUUUAGGUAUGGAGGGCUUGUAAACCCUCUGCGGUGGAAUACUGGGUAGAGAUGCAUGACAUGACAGAAUAAUGGUGACAGCACAGCACCGGCAUGGACAAAAAAAUUAUAAUGCAUGGGUGGUGACAAGAGAAUAGUGUUUGUGUCUUUUUAUGUGAGAAAGCAGAAGGUCCAGGCUGCAGCCAGACCUGUGAAGAGCAUGCAGACUGCCUCUGCUCCUCACCUGUUUACAGUAAAGGCUGCCCUGAGAUCAGCUCAACCCAACCCCAGCUAAUUGGCCCCAUAUACAGCAACACUGGCCCACCAUCAGCACUUAAGACCAUGGCGUAUAAAUGAUCUUAUUUUGGAGUGAGGCUUACAGUACAUCAAUUUGUCCAACAGUUUUGGUUCAAAUGCUCCUAUUCUUCUGGGGUUUUUUUAACCUUUUGAAAUCCAAACCUCCCCGUUUGCUUGACAGAUUACAUUUCAAACGGUGCGUUCUCAUCAGCUACAGACUGUUAUUCAGUAACUACUGAUCGUCGCUACUGUAAUUCUGCAUCAUACCCAUUUAAUGCCUUAAAGUCUAGUACUUACUAUUUAGUCAAAUUUGACUUGUCUUGUGUGUGCUUUGAGUGGGCAUCAGAAACCUAAUUGAUUAGUGUGCAAUAUGUGGAACCAGUCAGCAAUCUCUACUACUGAGUUAAGAAGAGUAGCAAGAGCUAAUAUGACUACAUACAAACUGAAAUGACAUCUUCUUGAAAGAUCAACUUAGCGAUACUGUAUUUACUCUGGAUCUGACUCUACCAUAUAAUAUAUUGUUACCCCUGCCCCAAUCUCAAUGAGAUGAAAGUGCAAUUAAUAAGAUAGUGGGAGAUGGGGAGGGGUAGUGAACUGUUACAAGACUGUCCAUGGUCCUUACAUGUGGUUCAAUCACCUGACUUACUGAGUCGCUAAGAAAACAUGUUGAAUAACAGAAGAGAACAAGGCUGACACAAAAUGGAGGUGGGUUUAUCUCAGUAUUGCCAGGUGUUCUGAGGUGGAUAUGGAGAAAAUAGGACACCGCAGUGAGACUCUUGAGUUAAUAUGCUGCACAAUACUAGAGACGGAUGUUAUAUCGUAUGGGAGUUUUCCCCACUUAUUUUAGAGUUCAGGAUACUUGGAACUCUAGUUGAACUGUAGAGUGGUCAAUCAGUACAACCAGUGAGUGAUUAACAUUUAAAUAUUACAAUAGCAAACAAUGGAUUAAAAAGGUAAUGACAUUUUGGAAGUUAAGUGAGUAAAACAAAUUGACCCCCUCAAAACUAUAGAUUUAUUGAUUCAAAUAGUAAAGGAUCUCUUGAGAAUAGUCAUGUAUAAAUAUGCCCAUUGUUGCUUGUAUAACAUAUAUAAUAUCAACAAAGAUUUCAGUUACCUUGGCCCUCAGUGUUCCCCCAGUCUUUGUCAAUUUUUUUAAAUAAACGUCUCUUCAGAUUAUGUUGAUAAUGCUGGAAGCACCAUAGAUGUAGACCCAACGGUCUAGGAGGGUAAUAAAGAGACAUUUUGAUACUUCUCUAAUUGUCCAAUUUGAAGACAAAUUUCCCCAUGAACUAGUCAUUUGAUGUAGCACAAACUACAUGUACAUUUCUGUUGCCCAGAUUAUUUAAUUUAUUUAUAUUUAUUAAGAAUAUUUUAUUGUUCAACGGCUCCUUGAAGCAAACCAUUUGAACCGUUCCAAUGCUUCAAAGAGAGUGGGAGCAAUGUGCAAUAUAAAGCUGACUCUUCUUUGCUUUCAUCUUAAUGAGCAGUCAACUGGGCUCACUCGGUGGGGAGUGAAACACUUAUUUUCUCCAGUGUUUGUUGCGCCCUCGGCCAACCGACAUACAGAUUUAUUUCAUUCACUUGAGAUUAGCAUGUUUACAUACAAAUUUGUAAUGGACAUUCCAAUGAACCUUGUCAGUUUGUUCAGGGUUGCUAUACAUAGGAUGACAUUUUACAGGGCCUUUACUGUGGUCAUUGGGUUGGUUAUGACAUACUUUUUCCUGAAUUGAACUGUCUACAAUGUUCAGUGUUUCGAUGACUUCUAUUUACCUAUCUGGCCUUUGCCAUUGCUGUAGAUGAGAUAUCACUCCAAGAUGUUUUAUGUGCUGUAAAUGCCAUCCUAUGUGCAAAUGCAUGAACAUUGUGUGUUAGCAUGGUCUGUUAAGGACAUGUAGGUUUACAUUUGGAUCGGGUUAUCCCAAAACAGUUUUUGGCCUGUGUGGCUGCUUGCGUGGUCUGCUCACGCUUGCAACAAACUGAGCAAUGUCGACUUGGUCGAGCAGCAGGUGAAUUGUCAUUCUUUGAUUACGUGUUAACAGUCUACUUACUUAUUCACCACCUAUAAAAGCUGUGAAAAGAAAGCGACUUUUCCCGUCUAUGUCUGAAUGUCUCUGAUCAUUUGGUUGUCAGUUUGUUGGAGUUUGAUAUUUCUGUGUCUGUGUUCGUGCCCCUCAACUUUCUGUAUUGGGGUGAACCACCCCAGGUCUUGCUCUUCAAUGUGUCCUUGGUGCAGUUUUAUCUGUGAACCUUUCUCUCUGCCUGACAUUUGUAUGGAAUAGUGACUGACUUAAAAGAAGAUAUGUGAUAUUUACAUUUAUUCAAUACUGUAAUAAAUUAUUUGAAAAUUAUAUUACUUUUUUUUAUGAAAGGAUAAACAAAGGAAAAGAACAAUGAAACUUGUUUUGGAGAACCAAUGGCAUGAGGUGUAAUGUGUUCUGAAAAAACAACUAUGUAAUCAACUCAAGUUAACCUUAUUGAAUAUAGUUUAUUUAUUUUCAACG
This is a messenger RNA of Oncorhynchus mykiss (rainbow trout), 8449 nucleotides long. It is a transcript of the gene slc8a2b, whose product is annotated as solute carrier family 8 member 2b. The record is from RefSeq and is a predicted model, not a curated record. Gene Ontology annotation, biological process: cell communication; calcium ion import across plasma membrane; sodium ion transmembrane transport. Gene Ontology annotation, cellular component: axon; sarcolemma; postsynapse. Lineage: Eukaryota; Metazoa; Chordata; Actinopteri; Salmoniformes; Salmonidae. Gene Ontology annotation, molecular function: calcium:sodium antiporter activity.